Messenger RNA from Tetrapisispora phaffii CBS 4417, 1314 nucleotides. It is a transcript of the gene SUP45, whose product is annotated as translation termination factor eRF1. The transcript has a single exon. Gene Ontology annotation, biological process: cytoplasmic translational termination. NCBI's taxonomy places the organism in Eukaryota, Fungi, Ascomycota, Saccharomycetes, Saccharomycetales, Saccharomycetaceae. The record is from RefSeq and is a predicted model, not a curated record. Gene Ontology annotation, molecular function: translation release factor activity, codon specific; sequence-specific mRNA binding. Gene Ontology annotation, cellular component: translation release factor complex; cytosol. The coding region runs from base 1 to 1314 and encodes 437 amino acids.
AUGGAAACUGACGCUGAGAGAAAUAUCGAAAUCUGGAAGGUCAAGAAACUUAUUCAAUCACUGGAGAAGGCCAGGGGUAAUGGUACCUCCAUGAUCUCGUUGAUCAUCCCUCCAAAGGGCCAGAUCUCGAUGAUCCAGAAAAUGCUAACCGAUGAAUAUGGUACUGCCUCUAAUAUCAAGUCAAGAGUCAAUAGACUAUCGGUUCUGUCGGCAAUUACCUCUACGCAACAAAAGCUGAAGUUGUAUAACAAGAUCCCUCCAAAUGGGUUGGUCCUAUACUGUGGUGAUAUUAUCACCGAAGAGGGUAAGGAAAAGAAAGUCACUUUCGAUAUCGAACCUUACAAGCCAAUCAACACAUCUUUAUACUUGUGUGACAACAAGUUCCACACCGAGGUUCUUUCCGAGUUGUUGCAAGCUGACGACAAGUUCGGUUUCAUCGUCAUGGAUGGUCAAGGUACCUUGUUCGGCUCGUUGGCAGGUAACACAAGAACAGUUAUGCAUAAAUUCACCGUCGAUUUACCAAAGAAGCAUGGUAGAGGUGGUCAAUCGGCUCUUCGUUUUGCUCGUUUGAGAGAGGAAAAAAGACAUAACUACGUUAGAAAAGUCGCAGAAGUCGCGGUCCAGAAUUUCAUCGUCAACGAUAAAGUCAUUGUCAAAGGUUUGAUUCUAGCAGGUUCUGCCGACUUCAAAACAGAUUUAGCAAAAUCAGAACUGUUUGACCCGAGAUUGGCUGAAAAAGUCAUCAAGAUCGUGGAUAUUUCAUAUGGUGGUGAAAAUGGUUUCAAUCAAGCUAUUGAAUUGUCAGCUGAGACUUUAGCAAACGUUAAGUUCGUCCAAGAAAAGAAACUGUUGACAGAAUACUUCGAUGAAAUCUCUCAAGACACAGGUAAGUUCUGUUACGGUAUAGAUGAUACCUUGAAGGCAUUGGAUUUAGGUGCUUGUGACAGAUUAAUCGUCUUCGAAAACUUGGAUACCGUCAGAUACACCUACAAAGACGCCGAGGAUCAAGAAGUCAUCAAGUUCGUCAAACCAGGUCAAGAAGAUAAGAGUUAUGCCAUUGAUAAGGCUACCGGCCAAGAAAUGGAAGUCGUUAGCGAGUCUCUAUUGAUCGAAUGGUUGGCUGAACAUUAUAAGGACUAUGGUGCCACUUUAGAAUUUAUUACUGAUAAAUCUUCUGAAGGUUCUCAAUUCGUGUCAGGUUUCGGUGGUAUUGGUGCCUUAUUACGUUAUAAAGUUAACUUUGAACAACUUCAAGAAGAUUCCGAUGAUGAAUAUUACAACUCGGAUGAAGGUUCUGAUUUCGAUUUUAUUUAA